UAAACCGGUUGUUAACUAGAGAAAGAAGAUGAGGCUUGUAAGGAAAUGACUUAUCAGUAAUCCUUCUCUGUGUCUCUCAGCUUUUCAAAAUGGGCUUUCACGUUCUCAAAUCCACACCAUUCUUCCCAUCCCAAUCCAAAAUCUUCACCACAACCAAACCCAAUUUCUCCAGACGACUCCUCUCGCCAUUGACCAACACUUUUUGCAGGACCCAGUUCGCGUUGUCUUCCCCCAAGCCCCUCCUUCACUCCGCUUCUGCAUCUGGCUUUCCCUGUUCUCUUCUACCGAGUAGCCGUAGCUUUCGCCGUAGCAGUGUUGUCGCCAUGGCUGCUUCUGGAUCGGUGCAGAAAUCGGAGGAGGAUUGGCGUGCGAUUCUAUCUCCCGAGCAGUUUCGGAUUUUGAGGCAAAAAGGCACCGAGUACCCAGGCACUGGGGAAUAUGAUAAGUUCUUUGAAGAAGGUAUCUACAACUGCGCAGGAUGUGGGACUCCUCUUUAUAGAUCCACUACCAAAUUCAAUUCUGGGUGUGGCUGGCCUGCUUUUUAUGAGGGAUUGCCCGGUGCCAUAAACUGUAAUCCGGACCCGGAUGGGAGAAGAAUUGAAAUUACAUGUGCAGCAUGCGGUGGACACUUGGGUCAUGUAUUUAAAGGUGAAGGAUUCCGCACACCGACUGACGAACGCCAUUGUGUCAAUAGUAUAUCACUUAAGUUUGUCCCUGCAAAUUCUGGCCUGUGAUUUCUAUCAAGUGGUUAUUUUGGUUCAAGAUCACCAUUUCUAUGAACUUUUUGUUCAUGACUGGAUAUUUUUAGUUGUCCAUUCUUCUCUAUUUGUUCUUCUGUCUUUGUAUCUAUCUACUGAAUUUACAAUAAUUCAGCAAGAUGGUGUUUGAGAUUGCUGGAAAAA
Molecule: messenger RNA, 902 nt
Organism: Carica papaya (papaya)
Lineage: Eukaryota; Viridiplantae; Streptophyta; Magnoliopsida; Brassicales; Caricaceae
Product: peptide methionine sulfoxide reductase B5-like
Biological process (GO): protein repair; response to oxidative stress
Molecular function (GO): peptide-methionine (R)-S-oxide reductase activity
Source: RefSeq, a predicted model, not a curated record